Chlorella variabilis is the source of this 1884-nucleotide messenger RNA. RefSeq lists its product as hypothetical. The record is from RefSeq and is a predicted model, not a curated record. Gene Ontology annotation, molecular function: transmembrane transporter activity. Gene Ontology annotation, biological process: transmembrane transport. The coding region runs from base 1 to 1884 and encodes 627 amino acids. Lineage: Eukaryota; Viridiplantae; Chlorophyta; Trebouxiophyceae; Chlorellales; Chlorellaceae. The transcript has 7 exons.
AUGGGUGGUUCCCUGGGGGACCCCCCCCCCACCGGUGCCAUUGCCUACCGACUAGCGCCCCUGUUCUUCACUCACAUAAACCAGGCCCUGCUCACCACCCUGCCCUUUGCGGUCGCCGUCUACAUGGUGCGCGACUUUGAGGCCGCCAGGAGCGGGGGCGCCGCCGUCAGCGAGCAGGCGGUGGGGCGCGCCACGGGCCUGCUGGCCGCCGUCUUCUGCGCCGCCCAGCUGCUCACCAGCUUCCCCUGGGGCCUCGUGUCGGACCGCAUCGGCCGCAAGCCCGUGAUGGUGGUCGGCAACGUCUCCUGCGUUGUCUCUGUGCUGCUGUUUGGCCUGUCCGGCUCCUACUGGCAGGCGGUGGGGGCGCGGGCGGUGGGCGGCGCCCUCAACGCAGUCAUCCUGGUGGAAAAGGCCAUGAUCGGGGAGGGGCUGCCGUGCAACGACUCCCAGGCCAAGGCCUUUGGGCUCAUGUCGCUGUGCUGGGGCCUGGGCAGCCUGGCGGGGCCGGCCGUGGGCGGCGCGCUGUCGGCCCCCUGCAGCAGCGGGCUGCGGAUACAGGCCCUGUGCGGAGAGGGCAGCCUGCUGGUGCACAGGCCUUACUUCCUGCCCUGCCUGCUGGCGGGCGUGCUGUCAGCGAUCGCAACCAUCAUGACCAUAGUCGGCCUGGAGGAGACGCUGCCCAGCCGCCGCACCGCAGCUCCCGCACCUGGCAGAGCAGGCGGCGGCGGCGGCAAGGCGCGGUACGAGGCUGUGCCUACGGCGGACGCAGGCGAGGCGGCGGCGCCAGGAGGGCUCGGAGAGGUUGAACUGGGAGGGCUGCGGCGGCAGGACAGCAGCCAAGGCGGCGGCUUGUGGGGCGGGAGCGACGGCGGGGACGGCGGCAGCCCUGGCAAGGCGCCGUGCGGCGGCAGGGACAAGGGGCGGCCGUUCAGAGGCGACAGCGCCAGGAUCCGGGCGGCUUGGGGGCAGCCGUCGCCGCCGCCUCCUGCUCCCGGCAGCGACGCGGGCAGUGGCGCAGGCAGCAGGCGAGGCAGCAGCCGCGGCAGCCUGGGCAGCUUGGAGGCAGAUGUUGUGGUGCUGGGCCCAGGAGACUUGGAGCAGGGGCAGGAGCGGCAGGAACAGGGCAGGCUGCUGGCUGGCGGGGCCACCGCCGCAGAGGCAGCGUCGGAGGCAGCGCCGGCGCAGGCGGCGGCGCCCGCGGCAGAUCUGCCAUGGUACCGUCAGCGCACCGUGGUGCUGUCUCUACUAGGCUAUGGGCUGAUCGCCUUUGUGUUCAACAUGCUGGACGAGGUGACCCCCAUCUUUGCGUCGGCAGAGGUGUCGGAGGGCGGGCUGGGCUUCGCCCCCAGCCAGCUGGCGCCCUCGCUGUCGUUUGGCGGCCUGGUGCUGGUGUGCUGGGCGCUGCUGGGCUUCCCCUGGCUCAUGCGGCGCGUGGGCGUGGUCAAGGCGCUGCGGCUGGGCCUGUGGCAGACCGCCCCGCUGGCGCUGCUCAUCCCCGCCGCCUCGCUGUUCCGCGGAGGCGCGCUGCCUAGCCAGGCGCUCAUGCUGCUGUGCAUGGGAGCCAAGGCCGUCACCGCCACCAACGCUUUCACCUCCUGCCUCAUCCUGGUCAAUGCCUCGGCCCCCAGGGCGGCGCUGGGGGCCGUCAAUGGCACCGGCCAGUCGCUGGCCAGCUUUGUGCGGGCGCUGGGGCCCGCGCUGGGCGGCCUGAGCUGGGGGUGGAGCCACCAGCUGGCGGCGGCGGCCUGGUGGCCCGCCUGGCUGCCCCCGCAGUUCAUGCCCUUUGCCGCCGCCGCCACGGUGCUGUUUGCCACGGACGCUGUGUACCGCGGGCUGCGGCUGCCAGAUGCAGAUGAGCCGGGGGGCGGCGGCGGGCGGCGGUAA